AUGCCAUUCAGUAACAGAGCGGACUUUGAAACAAAGGACACGAGACAUGGCCGGACACCACUGUCACUGGCUGCAGAGAAAGGACAUGAAGCUACCGUCAAGCUGCUUCUUGAGAAGGGUGCGGACUUUGAAACGAAGGACACGAGACAUGGCCAGACACCACUGUCAUGGGCUGCAUGGAAUGGACAUGAAGAUCUCGUCAAGCUGCUUCUUGAGAAGGGUGCGGACUUUGAAACAAAGGACACGGAAUAUGGCCAGACACCACUGUCAUGGGCUGCAGAGAACGGACAUGAAGCUACCGUCAAUCUGCUUCUUGAGAAGGGUGCGGACUUUGAAACGAAGGACACGGAAUAUGGCCAGACACCACUGUCAUGGGCUGCAGAGAACGGACAUGAAGCUAUCGUCAAGCUGCUUCUUGAGAAGGGUGCGGACUUUGAAACGAAUGAUACUUCAUUUGGAUGA
Messenger RNA from Penicillium malachiteum, 462 nucleotides. Its product is annotated as ankyrin repeat domain-containing protein. The record is from RefSeq and is a predicted model, not a curated record. Gene Ontology annotation, molecular function: protein binding. Lineage: Eukaryota; Fungi; Ascomycota; Eurotiomycetes; Eurotiales; Aspergillaceae. Bases 1 to 462 code for a protein of 153 amino acids. The transcript has a single exon.